This is a messenger RNA of Centruroides sculpturatus (bark scorpion), 727 nucleotides long. RefSeq names its product phospholipid phosphatase 1-like. Gene Ontology annotation, molecular function: phosphatidate phosphatase activity. The transcript has 5 exons. NCBI's taxonomy places the organism in Eukaryota, Metazoa, Arthropoda, Arachnida, Scorpiones, Buthidae. The coding region runs from base 16 to 705 and encodes 229 amino acids. The record is from RefSeq and is a predicted model, not a curated record. Gene Ontology annotation, biological process: signal transduction; phospholipid metabolic process; phospholipid dephosphorylation.
UAUUUUUUUAAUCUAAUGAAGUGUUUAUUUAUAGUUGCAACUUUUCUUCUCUUAUCAAUAAGUGGAGUGAUACCAAAAUCGAAGAAAGGUUUUUCGUGUAACGAUGAUUCCAUUCGAUAUCCUUAUCUAGGAGAUACUAUAACUCCCAUCCAAUUAUUCACUAUUUUACUAUUUUUUCCUACAACAGUAAUUAUUUUAAACGAGUUAAAUUAUCCUUCAACGCAGAGAGUUGUCAAAUCCAGUAUCAAAUAUUAUCUGAUAGGAUUCCUUUACGUAUAUGCUAUAACAGAAGUGCUGAAACAUUAUGUUACGGGACUUCGUCCCCAUUUUUUACACACGUGUAUGCCAGAAUGGUCAAAUAUAAAUUGCUCGAUAAGCGACACCAUUUCUCAAUUCAUCUGCACUGGAUCCUCUCAUCUAGUUCAUUCAGAUAUAUAUAAAUCGUUUCCCUCCGGACAUUCCUCACUUUCUUGUUUUGCUCUGGUUUUUCUUAAAAAAUAUUGCAAACGGAUAAAGAUAAAUCACUUGUAUUGGUUAAUUUUUCUAUCGUUUCUCCUAUGGACUCUGGGUUGCUGUAUAACUCGUAUUUAUGACCAUCGUCAUCAUUGGUGGGAUGUUGUUGGAGGGAUGUCACUGGGAAUAAUAACUGGUUGGUUUAUGGAUAAAAUAAAGGAAAACACAGCUAAAAAAUCAUUAAAAUUUUAAUGAUUAAUAAAAAAAUCUUAAU